AUGAAGGCCGUUCAAAUCCUAGAUGUCUCCUCCCCGCAAGUCACUACCAAUUACUCCAUGGCCAAGCCGAUUCCCCAAAAAGCCGAGAUUCUCAUUCGCGUCCACUCGGCCGGGGUAACCGGCGACGAGAUCUUAUGGCUUCAAUCCUACCCAACCCUAUCCCCCAUCCCUGGACACGAAGUAUCAGGCGUCAUCUCCGCAUUCGGUCCAGAUUACAGCGGCCCUUUGAAACUCCAUCAGGAGGUCUACGCGAUGAUCGCACCGGGCCGAUGCGAAGGCCAGGCUGAUUACGUCCUCUGUCUAGAGGAUGAAGUCGCCCCCAAACCAACUUUGAUAUCUCAUGAGGAAGCGGCCGCUUUACCGAUCCCGAUCCUCACUGCAUGGGAGGCAGUUAUCGAUCAUGGUAAACUCGAAUCUGGUAUGCGGGUUCUCGUCACCGGGGCAUCUGGAGCAGUGGGGACAUUUGCCGUGCAAUUUGCGACUCGGCUGGCUGGUGCGAGCGUGAUUGCGCUGGCUUCAUCCAGAACUCACGAGCAUCUGAAACAACUUGGAGCACACGAGACGAUUGAUUACAACACGCCAAAUUGGGAGAACCGGGUCAGGGGGGUGGACUUGGUCUUUGACACGGUUGGCGGUGAUGUUUUGACCAAAUCGUGGGAAACGGUCAAGGACGACGGUGUGAUUGUGGCUGUUGGGGAUCCGGCACCCUCGUGGGUAGUUGGACGAGGCAAGGCGGUCGAGGCCACCGAGCACCCCAACGUGCGAUACGUGUAUUUCAUCGUCUCUCCAAAUGCGGAGCGAAUGAGCAAGGCAUCUGCGAUGAUUGAUGCAGGUUCUAUCAAGGUUUUGGCAGUGAAGCCAUUCCCGUUCCAUAAGGCAGAAGAGGCUUGGGCGUAUGCCCGGCAGAGGAAUCGGGGAGGGAAGGUUGUGAUUGAUUUCACGGGAGCAGACGAGUCAGAAGCUUAG
Molecule: messenger RNA, 966 nt
Organism: Penicillium cinerascens
Lineage: Eukaryota; Fungi; Ascomycota; Eurotiomycetes; Eurotiales; Aspergillaceae
Product: NADP-dependent oxidoreductase
Exons: 1
Coding region: 1-966 (321 amino acids)
Molecular function (GO): oxidoreductase activity
Source: RefSeq, a predicted model, not a curated record